This is a messenger RNA of Trichomonas vaginalis G3, 1701 nucleotides long. RefSeq lists its product as uncharacterized. NCBI's taxonomy places the organism in Eukaryota, Parabasalia, Trichomonadida, Trichomonadidae. The record is from RefSeq and is a predicted model, not a curated record. The transcript has a single exon. The coding region runs from base 1 to 1701 and encodes 566 amino acids.
AUGGCCACGUAUUAUUCAAUCGAGGAAAUGUUUGACAUCUAUCAGAACAAUGUUACAAAUAGAUAUGACGAAGCAAUAAGAAAUGACGCAUCAAUUAUGCGUCUUUAUUUUGAAAAAGCACCAAUUACUCAAUAUCGCAGUGGUAAAAUGCAACUCAGCAUCUCCAAAGCAUCAUCUUUCAUCCUUAGUAGUGUUAUUGAGAGUGCUGGCUACAUUGCUGACCCGAAAAGGUUUGUAAUGACAAAAAUAAACAUCAUUACACAAGUCAAUUUUGAUUCUACAUUUAGAGAGCUCAGGAAUAGAGAUAUUAAUCCACAAUUCGUCCUUGAUUCAUUACUGCAAAAGGCCACUUCCCCAAUUCAAGAUCCAGAAUCACCAAACAGUGGCAUUCCGAUUCAAAUACAGUUAUUCCUGAGAUUACGAGAGGUCAACGAGAAGUACAACGAGUUCCCCGGCCUUCUUCUUAAAGCUUAUGACCAAAAUAUUUCUUUAGCCAUUCAAAACAAGUGCAAGACCAUUUUAGUAUACCUUUCAUAUUUCUUUGUAUACAAUAUUCUUAAAAGAAAGCAAUACGGCGAGAUUCUUAUUAAGAUUAUUAACGGAUUAAGGGUAGAAGCGGCAGUAGAGCAUUUAAUCUCCGCUCUUUCCAUUUCAGCGCGAAGAAUAGAUACAGAACAGUACACAGAAUUCACUUAUUUCUAUCGUUUCAUCAUGAGAAAUCUCAAUUCUUGUUCUGGCUUCACUUCUUUCAAAGUCACCGAACAUUUCGAGCAGAGAGCCAAAGGAUGGCCAGACGAGAAUCCAAUCAUCAAAGAAAAACGAGCUGAACCUAAGAAAUUUAUCAUGAAUUCUACAUCUUCAAAGAUUUACACCGGCCAUACAGAUUUCAACUUCAACUGUGGCGAUGCCAUUGAACAGAUGUACGAAGAAUGGAAAAAUUCGUCCAAAUUUAUGGAUAUUUUGAAUUUCAAACCAGAUAUCAUUGUUGAGACAGCAUUUAAGCUAUUUGAGAGACAUGUAAAGGAUGUCGAAGACUAUUCUUACUUCAUUGCCUUCGUUCUUGAUAAUUUAUUCAAGAAGAAGCCCGUAGAAAGGUAUUUAGCCUUCAAGAAGCAUGUACAUAUAUUCCAGGAGCUAACAAAAUCAGAGGAAGGUACAAAGAUCUACUGGGAUGGCUUCGGAAGAAUGCUUGAUACUUUAUACAUCCAUAAGAAGAUCGAACAGCAACAUUUGUUUGAUAUCCUGUCUAUUGAAGAUAUUCCGCUACCUCAAUCCGUAAGAAUUAAGUGCAUUAUCGAAAAGGAUGACGUAGUUUCCGAAUACGAGUCGACAAAAAUUUUCAAAUUGGCAAACGGCGGAAUCCCAAAGUUAGAUGAAUUAAACAUGGCGUUCGUAAAUAUCGCUUUGUACAGCGAAUUCGAUACAAAAGAAUUUCUGAUAAAUCCGAAAUGUAUAGAAGGAGUCCAAAACAUGGAUCCACACUUCGUAUUUAAGUUUAUAAGAGCGGCUGUAUUCGAAUCUAUACAAGAUUUCCCAAGACUCCGCCAAUAUCAAGAUAUUCUUUUCCAUAUUAAGCAGAAAUGGACAUCUUUGUUUAAGCCAAUGAUUGAAAAAUCAAUCGAAUUAUCAUCUUGUGGCUCAACAAAGAAGCAAAACUUCAGAGAUUUAGUUGAAAGAAUAUUCUAUUCUCCUAUGAGAUAA